This is a messenger RNA of Bacidia gigantensis, 4008 nucleotides long. RefSeq lists its product as uncharacterized. Lineage: Eukaryota; Fungi; Ascomycota; Lecanoromycetes; Lecanorales; Ramalinaceae. Bases 1 to 4008 code for a protein of 1335 amino acids. Gene Ontology annotation, molecular function: protein serine/threonine kinase activity; ATP binding; protein binding. Gene Ontology annotation, biological process: peptidyl-threonine phosphorylation; peptidyl-serine phosphorylation. The record is from RefSeq and is a predicted model, not a curated record. The transcript is spliced from 3 exons.
AUGGCUGGUAUUCCAAACUUCGCAAGUCAAUUGUAUGGCUCUUCAGGAGACAGGGUCGAUCUAUGCAGUGCCUGCGAGACCAUCAGUGCCAAGAUCAACAGCAAGGAGCAGAUACCACAAGCUGCAUUUACGCAGCUGUCAGUAGCGCUGAUGGAUCAAAUACGGAACCCCGAGUGGGCAUCUCGACCUCGGCUAUGGUUUAUUCUAAAACAAAUGAAUAGAUUGGAUGCAAUGAACGCUUUCAUUACUCAGGGACUGAACGAUACCUCGCUGCCGUUUAAGAGCCGGGGUCAGAUACCGAACAUACUAAACAUUCAUGAAUUCGAGACUUUUGAGCGCUGGCAAGGGGUUAUUCACUCCGAUAUUUGCGAUCUGGAGGAAGGGGCACACAUCACAAUUGAAAAUGGUGACAUGCUGUUUGAUUCUCGACGACCCAAACUGGGCUUUGGAGGGCAAGGCAACACAGUUGUAGAUGAAGUGACCGUGAGUAUGAGCGGUCGCACAUACGCUAGAAAGAGAAUCAACAAACGAAAAAAGUUUGGUCACGACACGAAGUCAGCGAAGACCUUCGAGAAUGAGAUCAAAGCUCUGUCGAAAGUAUGCAGCCACGAUCACUUGAUAAAAGUUGUUGGAACUUACACGGACAAACGGUAUUACGCCAUGCUUCUUGAUCCCGUAGCAGAUUGUAACUUGAAGGAAUUCAUGGCAAAAAGGAACACCCUGGCAUCAGAACAAGCGCUGAGUAAAUUUCGAACCUAUUUCGGAUGUUUAGCACACACCCUUAGCUUCCUCCACGAGCCGCCUAUCGCAAUGAUCCAUAAGGAUCUAAAACCCGAGAACAUACUCCUAAAGGGUGACCACAUGAUCCUGACCGAUUUCGGAACGGCGUAUGACUGGUCAACAACUGGUCAAAGUAUGACCGCCAGUAAUUGCGACGAUGAUAGAACGCCAAGAUAUCAAAGCCCGGAAGUGGCUCGAGAGGGUUCAUUUCAUCGCAGCUCUGAUAUCUGGUCCUUGGGGGUGGUGUUUCUUGAGAUGGCUACUGUUCUGCAUGGAAAGAGCUUGGGGGAUUUGAACGACUUUCUUCGUGCAAACGAUCCCCAAGGAGGACGGGACGUCCACCCCUAUCAGAACCCAAGAAGCACUCUCGAGUGGCUUGACCAUUUACAAGUAGGUAAAUGCGGCGAAUUGUCAGAUGUUGCGCCGUUGCUAUGGAUCCAGAAGAUGUUGAGUCUUCAAGGGUCGAAUCGACCAUCGGCCAUCGAACUUUGUGAAGAGAUAGAUGAUUUCCAACCCGGUCUCUAUUGUGGUCGUUGCUGUUGCGAUCUGGACUCGGUGUCGGAGUCAGAGAGCUCUUUCGCUAGCGAGCAAGACACCUUCUCAGAUUUGGCAGGAGGAGAUGAAACCUUACGUCCCUCAAAUACUUACGAUCCCCCUGGAGCCUUUCCAUCCACAGAUCCUUUUAGUUAUGCACGAACGCCGGUGCCAGAGGCCAACCAUCCCGCGUCAGCCUCUACUCUGACUAAUGUCUACUUUGCAGAUGAAGGUACUAAUACAAUGGAGCCGGUGAUCAUACCUAUCAUCCCAGCUACCCAGCGACCGACUGUUAAGACGAAGUCUCAGACGAAGACUCAGCCGAAGACCCAGCUCCUUCGAAAGACGCAGCCCAAAGGCUCACGUACAACCCAUGAGGAGUCAUCCAGCAAGCAAAGAGUCCAGGCGAUGAAGACAAGUGCAGGCCAUACCACAACCCAAGGGAACAAAGAACAAAGUCGAAAUCAGAGAAUGGGAUUUCCUGGCAUGGACUCGAUUGUCCAAUGGUUAGGAAAAUCGCACGAGAGGCUCAAAGCACCCCGAAGGAAAAGAGCCCUUCUUACGCCUAAGAGGCGAAAUAUCACGAUUGAAUCGCAGCGGAUCGGUCAUUUCCUAUCGUCUCUACCAGAUGAUGCUGGCGACUUCGUCGGUGACCCAACCAUGUUAGAAGGAGAGAAUGGACAUCUGACCCCACUCUCUCGGCCUGAACAACAAUUCGAGCAGCCCAACUUCCUCGCUCCACAUCUAAGGCAUGCUUAUAGCGAUAGCGAGCUACAGGUUUCUGAUGAUGAGCAUGACGAAAUGUCAUCUGAUCAAGAUCUAAAUGAGAAAACUUUCCCCAGGCUCAUCAAGUCCGGCAGUGAUACUAAUCUAGCUUUGGCCAGCGCUAUGUCUAGUGGUGACCGUCAGGGAGUCUUCGAAGAGCUCCGGGCAUUUGCAGAGAGCUCAAAAGGUCUGUUGCACAUUGGUACGACUGCAGUCAUUCCAUCCUCGACGACGGAAAUGACCGAUCGGCAGAAAGUCUUUGAGGAACUACGAGGUUUCGCGCAGGCUUCUAAAACCCUAACUCCAACUUCUGCAGUGCCUAGCAUUACUUCCGAAAGUCAGGAUAAUGCAACUAUACAGGGUUCCGCCGAGUCAAAUGUGCUCAAAGACCAUUUUAAACAUCUUCGCACACCAAUCACUAAGCUGGAUGCGCCAAAGCCCACAACAAGCUUGAUCUCCCAAGCGGACGCCGGCCCAAGCCUAGCUACCUUUAUCGACCAAGCAAACGAAGGCAAGAAGAGGCAAGGUUUUGAAUCUGCAACUAUUAUCAUGGACCGAAUUUUGAAGAACAAGACCGCGGAGGCACCAACAUCAAUCAUGUCCGAAAAGUCACGAUCUUUGCUCGCGCACGGGAGAAUCGGAAUGCGCUGGAACGACAAAUCCUACGGCUAUCUUCCGAUCUUCACAGCCAGUGGCAAGGUAGGUGCUGUCAGGCAAUUGCUGAAAGGUGGAUGCAAUCCAGGAACAGAAGAGAAACCGCGCUGGCAACCGAUCUAUAACACAAUCGUCGGCGCAUCUGAUCGGCACACAAAGUGUUUGCGUGAACUCGUAGAGCACGGUGUUGACGUCAAUGCCUUCAAACCAUUAACAACGAAGAGUGGGAAACGCGGUAAAAGGCCUCUCCAUUAUGCACUCGAGCAAAGCGUCUGGUCUGGAUACUCGACAGUCAUCUACAUCCUGCUCGCCGCGCGUGCUAAUCCAAAUGCAAAGGAUCCAUUUGGUGAUGUCCCACUUUUAAAGCUACUGAUAGGAAACGAGAAAUUACCGCAAGAGAAACGAGACGCAUUGUACCUUUUGCUGGCACCAAACUUCUCUACUAAGCUCAAUGUCACUCUACCGAGGACAGGAGACAAUCCUCUGCACCUAGCCAUCCAACGAAAGGACGCCUACGUUCUGGAUGCCAUCCUAGAGAAGCUUAAGACUGCCUACGACAAUACGGAAGACUUAAUCCACGGGCAUAAUAGUACAGGCUUUACUCCCAUCCUACUUGCGUUUUCCAUACUUUCAUUGACGGACGAUGAAGCUGAGAACAUUCGCAUAGUCCACCUCUUGCUCACAAAUGGUGCAAACGCAAAUGAUCAGCAUGCCAUUAAUGGCGAAACUCCCUUGCACAGCGUGGUCCAGAAGUCGAAAAGUGCUAUAGCUUUGGAGCUCCUCCUGCGGCAUUGUGCUGACCCAAAGAUCAAAAACAAAAGUGGCAAGACUCCGCUGGCCCUGAUUAACAGUUCUCGAGCUCACAGCCCAGAUGACGAGUGGUAUCAAUGGGCGGACAAGAGAGUAGAAGGGACACUUGACAAUGACGAUUGGCGCCCGCCGGCGCUGGUCAGUUACCUCAAUGACGAGGCAGAAGCAAGGCGCCAAGAAAGUGAACGAAAGCACCAAGAAGGUGAAAGAAAGCGUCAAGAAAGCGAAGCAGAGCGCCAAGGAAGUGAAAGAAAGCGCCGGGGAGUGAUGACUGGAGGUGGUGGAGGCUUCAGUUAUGCCUAUGGUGGAGGCUACACUUACCACAAGCUUGACCCUACAACGUACAAGUAUACCAAGCCUUAUUCCUUUCAGCGACCUCCUACACCCCCAGUAUUCAGACCACCGACUACAAAUCCGCUCUUUCCAGAAGAAGGUGAGUCCGAGGAAGAAGGGACAAGGGAGUAG